CAUCAGCAAUCGCCGUCCCAGGACACUUCUCCGCAUCGCAAGAAUGGCGUCCAACACUUCCUCAGGGGCAUCGACGCCCAAUCCGCGCUUCACAUCGCAGAGCAAGACAGCGGAAGACCUGCUCAGCACGCAGACCGUGGGACUCGUCGCGCUCUCUGAUUUUCGCAAGCGGCGCGCCGAAGCCCUCGAGCAGAAAGAAAAGGAACGGGAUGGGCAGGAGAGUGGUCGGGGCACGCCGGCAAAUGUAUCAUCAUCUGACGGUGCAUCUACUCCGCGAGAACCCUUGAAGAAGAAGAAGCGGAAGGUUGGGACGCCAAAAUUGUCAUUUGGGGUUGAUGAGGAGGAGGAGGAGGGGGAGGAUGGCAGUGGUGGUGGUGGUGGUGGUGCAGAAAGUACCGAUACGGCGACGCCCAAGGAUUCGAGCUCGAAUUCGAAUUCCGCCUCUCCGAGAUCUGGAUCUGGGACGCCGGUGUCUGCUUCCACGGCCGCUCCGAAGAAGAAGCUGGGGAUCAAUUCGUCGGUGACGGUUGUGCCGAAGGCGCUGACGAAGGCGGCGUUGCUACGGGAAGCGCAGACGAGAGAGAGCUUGAGGAAGGAGUUUUUGGCGCUGCAGGAGGCGAUUAAGAUGACCGAGAUCAAUAUCCCGUUUGUGUUCUACGACGGCACGAAUAUUCCCGGUGGGGUAUGUAGGGUCAAGAAGGGUGAUUUUGUGUGGGUCUUUCUGGACAGGAGUAGGAAGGUCGGAGCGGAGCUUGGAGUAGGAGAGAAGGCCAACAGCAGAAGGGAGUGGGCAAGAGUGGGCGUGGAUGAUUUGAUGAUGGUUAGGGGAAGCAUCAUUAUACCGCACCACUAUGAUUUCUACUACUUUAUCAUAAACCACACCUUAGGGCCUAAUAACCGUCUCCUGUUCGAUUACAGUUCCGAGCCUCCCAAAGCAGCCGCUGCAACUACAUCUUCUAACCCGCCAAAUCUCGACAACUACAACCCGCUGUCCCUCCCUUCAAAGAGCAAGCCCCAGAAGGAGCCGGCCGAGAGAACAGACCUGGAAGGCACCAAUGACGACCCGACAUAUACGAAAGUCGUUGAUCGUCGGUGGUACGAACGCAACAAGCAUAUCUUUCCCGCCAGCGUAUGGCAAGAAUUUGAUCCGGAGAAGGACUACCAGAAGGAGGUCAAGAGAGAUGCUGGUGGUAAUGCAUUUUUCUUUUCGUAGAAUCGCGUAAGUCCUCGCUGCAGCCGUUUUUUCCCUCGCAGUAGACUUAAGGUAGAC
This is a messenger RNA of Amorphotheca resinae ATCC 22711, 1270 nucleotides long. RefSeq lists its product as hypothetical. The transcript is spliced from 3 exons. The record is from RefSeq and is a predicted model, not a curated record. Lineage: Eukaryota; Fungi; Ascomycota; Leotiomycetes; Helotiales; Amorphothecaceae. Gene Ontology annotation, cellular component: nucleus. Gene Ontology annotation, biological process: chromatin organization. Bases 44 to 1213 code for a protein of 389 amino acids.